Molecule: messenger RNA, 4527 nt
Organism: Oppiella nova
Lineage: Eukaryota; Metazoa; Arthropoda; Arachnida; Sarcoptiformes; Oppiidae
Source: the annotation of a GenBank genome assembly
GCGGUAAGAGUGUGUCAGUGCGUACUUCUGGGACACGUUGUGCACUAUUUCCAGACCGAGGGCUCUGUUAGCUCCAGACAUGCGACCAUUUCGGCGGUGGGUAUAGUCGUGUGUUCGGCAUAUUUCGUGACAUCCAAUCACAUCGACUUUGUUUACCUCAUGAGAGUGGGUCUCAGAAUGAGGGCCGCCUGUUGUGCACUCAUGUAUCGAAAGGCAAUGAGAUUAAGUCAUUCAUCGCUGGGACAGACACCUGUGGGUCAGAUCAUUAACAUGAUGUCCAACGAUGUCAACCGUUUUGAUGAGGCAAUGAGAUUAAGUCAUUCAUCGCUGGGACAGACACCUGUGGGUCAGAUCAUUAACAUGAUGUCCAACGAUGUCAACCGUUUUGAUGAGUUUGCAUUUUUCUUACAAUCAUUAUUUGUGGCACCACUUCACUCGGCACUCGUUAUAUACCUGCUUUGGGAGCGCAUGGAGUGGGCCUGUCUGGCCGGGAUGGCCGUCCUAUUAUUGUUCAUACCUUUCCAGCUAUUAAUGGGACGUAUGUUUCAAAGGGCGCGACGAAAUACGGCUAAAUUAACGGAUACCCGGAUCAAACUAAUGUCCGAAAUUAUAUCGGGUAUGCGAGUCAUCAAAAUGUACGCCUGGGAGCAGCCAUUCGCGCAGUUAGUCUCCGAGGCGCGAAGAAAAGAGAUUCACGGCAUAAGGCAAUCGAGUUUUCUAAAAGGCAUUAACCUAUCGCUGUCUAUAAUAACCGUCCGAAUCAUACUAUUCGUGUGUUUUCUGACGUAUAUAUUGAUGGGUAGGAAGUUGUCGGCGGAAGUGGUGUUUGUGUCCAUGUCUUUCUUCAAUACUAUGCGCUGGUCGGUCACCAAAUUCUUUCCGAGUGGUGUGGCCGCCACGGCAGAGCUCAUGGUUGUCAUCAACAGAAUACAGGUAUUUAUAAUCCAAUUGAUCCGCAACGUGCAGAAGAUCUGUAUGACUGAGACAAUGGGAAAGUGUGUAAACGAUGGAGAGAAAGGCGUUUUCGUUGAUAAACUCACCGCUCGUUGGAGUGAUGAAAGUGUUGAGCCAACCCUUAAAGACAUCUCUGUUUGUGUCAAACCGGGAGAACUGUUGGCUAUCGUGGGAUCAAGUUCACUAUUGCUGUCAAUCCUGAAUGAGUUACCCCUGGAGUCGGGUUCUGUGGGAGUGAGGGGUCGGGUGUCGUACGCCCCGCAAGAGUCGUGGGCUUUCAUAGGGAGUGUCCGACAGAACAUUGUCUUCGGCUCUCAAUAUAUGGAAGAGAAGUACAAUCGAGUGGUGAAGGCGUGCGCUUUGGACAGGGAUUUCAAACGGUUAGCCUUUGGAGACCAAACGCUGGUGGGAGAGCGGGGGGUGUCGUUAAGUGGGGGUCAGAGGGCGCGCGUGAGUCUGGCCCGCGCUUUGUAUCACUCGGCAGACAUCUACCUCCUGGACGACCCCCUGUCCGCAGCGUGCGCUUUGGACAGGGAUUUCAAACGGUUAGCCUUUGGAGACCAAACGCUGGUGGGAGAGCGGGGGGUGUCGUUAAGUGGGGGUCAGAGGGCGCGCGUGAGUCUGGCCCGCGCUUUGUAUCACUCGGCAGACAUCUACCUCCUGGACGACCCCCUGUCCGCAGUGGACAUACAUGUGGCCAAACAUCUCUUCCAGAAGUGUUGUAUGGAAUACCUCAAAGACAAGGCCCGCAUAUUAGUCACCCAUCAGAUCCAGUUCCUCAGAGACGCCCAUAAGAUACUGGUGCUCGACGACGGCAAAUGUGUGGCUCUGGGCUCGUAUGAUGAGCUCAUGGCGUCCGGCAUUAAUCUCAUGUCAUACCAUAAACCUAAUGAAGACCUGCACCAUAAACCCGACCCAAACAUGGCGUACAGACGUGUGAAUAGAUCCGUCCCUUCCUCGCCAUCCAUUUCCCGUUGUGUCGGCGAGGGAUCAGUUGUGACCGGAAAUGACAAUAACGUCAAUAUAGUGGACAUCAAAGAGGAAAGGGAGGAACAGAGGGUUAAAUCCGAAACCAAAAUGACCGGAUCUGUCGAGACGAGUGUGUACUGGGAGUACAUAAAAGCGGGCGCUGGGCCUACGCUUUUCAUUGUCACCGUUUUGUCCGCAUUUAUAGUUCAGGUGCUAUACCAGGGCGGGGAUACAUGGCUCACCCGUUGGACAAACUCCGAAAGCGAUGCCAAACCCGUGGACGAGACGUUUAGUCUAAUGGUGUAUUCGUGUCUAAUCGCAGCCCUUUUGCUAUCGGCGCUCAUAAGCACCGCAUGUUUUUACGCGAUGUGUAUGCGAUCGUCGUACGAUAUGAUCCGCAACGUGCAGAAAUUCGGACGUAUACUAAAUAGGUUUACAAAAGACACGGGUAUUGUCGAUGAGCUCCUGCCCUCAAUUGCUUUUGAUUUUAUUAUAUCAAUAUUACUGGUAGUCGGAAACCUUAUUGUCAACGCUAUUGUCAAUUGGUACCUGGUAUUUCCGGCCGCACUUCUGUUACUACUGGUGUUUAUGGGUCGCUAUUUCUACAUUAGGGCGGCCCGUGAUAUCAAACGCUUGGAGGGGUUGUCCCGGAGUCCUGUCUAUUCGCACGUGAGUACAACACUAACGGGUCUGACAUCCAUCCGGGCGUUUGGGACACAGGAUGUGUUUGAGCGCCAGUUUGAGUGCCACCAAAAUGCCAACACUUCCGCCUCCUUCCUACUCAUCGUCACCGCCAGAGCUUUCGGUUUCCUUAUGGACUGGAUUUGUGUCUUAUAUAUCAGUGCUGUCGUCGCCUUUAUUAUGACUUCCGAUGGCAUUACCGAUGGAUACGCGGGCCUUGUUUUGUCGUGUUGUAUGGAAUACCUCAAAGACAAGGCCCGCAUAUUAGUCACCCAUCAGAUCCAGUUCCUCAGAGACGCACAUAAGAUACUGGUGCUCGCCGACGGCAAAUGUGUGGCUCUGGGCUCGUAUGAUGAGCUCAUGGCGUCCGGCAUUAACCUCAUGUCAUCCCAUAAACCUAAUGAAGACCUACACCAUAAACCCGACCCAAACAUUGCGUACAGACGUGUGAAUAGAUCCGUCCCUUCCUCGCCACCCAUUUCCCGUUGUGUCGGCGAGGGAUCAGUUGUGACCGGAAAUGACAAUAACGUCGAUAUAGUGGACAACAAAGAGGAAGGGGAGGAACAGAGGGUUAAAUCGGAGACCAAAAUGACCGGAUCUGUCGAGACGAGUGUGUACUGGGAGUACACAAAAGCGGGCGCCGGACCCUCGCUUUUCAUAGUCACCGUUUUGUCCGCAAUUACCGUUCAGGUGCUAUACCAGGGCGGGGAUAUAUGGCUCGCCCGUUGGACAAACGCUGAAAGUGAUGCCAAACCCGCGGACGAGACGUUCAAUCUAAUGUAUUCGUGUCUAAUCGCAGCCCUAUUGCUAUCGGCGCUCAUAAGCACCGCAUGUUUUUACGUGAUGUGUAUGCGAUCGUCGGUAAAGCUAUACAACAGUAUAUUCUAUGCGCUCUUGAGAGCUCCCAUCAGUUUCUUUGAUAGUCAACCCAUUGGACGUAUACUAAAUAGGUUUACAAAAGACACGGGUAUUGUCGAUGAGCUCCUGCCCUCAAUUGCUUUUGAUUUUAUUAUAUCAAUAUUACUGGUAAUCGGAAACCUUAUUGUCAACGCUAUUGUCAAUUGGUACCUGGUAUUUCCGGCCGCACUUCUGUUACUAUUGGUGUUUAUGGGUCGCUAUUUCUACAUUAGGGCGGCCCGUGAUAUCAAACGCUUGGAGGGGAUGUCCCGGAGUCCUGUCUAUUCGCACGUGAAUACAACACUAACGGGUCUGACAUCCAUCCGGGCGUUUGGGGCACAGGAUGUGUUUGAGCGCCAGUUUGAGUGCCACCAAAAUGACAACACUUCCGCCUCCUUCCUACUCAUCGUCACCGCCAGAGCUUUCGCUUUCCUUAUGGACUGGAUUUGUAUCUUUUAUAUCAGUGCUGUCGUCGCUUUUAUUAUGAGAUCCGAUGGCAUUACCGAUGGAUACGCGGGCCUUGUUUUGUCGUCAGCCUUAACGCUGACGGGAAUGACUCAAUACGCCAUCAAAUGCUCGGCCGAUCUCGAGUCCCAUAUGACAGCCGUCGAGCGUAUUGUCGAGUACUCGAGGAUCACACCGGAGGCUGCGCUCGAGUCCACGGCCGACCGGAAACCUCCUCCCGAUUGGCCACAAAACGGUGAAAUAGUGCUGAAGGAUAUGAGCCUUCGGUACAACGAAUCGGCGAAUAAAGUCCUCAAAGGAGUCACUGUUUGCCUGAAAGGCGGCGAAAAGGUAGGAGUCGUCGGCAGAACGGGUGCCGGAAAGUCGUCCCUCAUAUCAGCCCUCUUCAGACUCACCGAACCCGAGGGACAGGUACUCAUCGACGGGGUCGACGUGCGCGCCAUUGGUCUGCACGACUUGAGGCGUCGCAUAUCAAUCAUACCUCAGGAGCCGACGCUCUUCACGGGUAGUGUCCGUAGAAAUUUGGAUCCCUUUGGCGAUCGGCCGGACGACCAGCUCUGG